Dreissena polymorpha is the source of this 564-nucleotide messenger RNA. RefSeq names its product prostatic spermine-binding protein-like. Bases 1 to 564 code for a protein of 187 amino acids. NCBI's taxonomy places the organism in Eukaryota, Metazoa, Mollusca, Bivalvia, Myida, Dreissenidae. The record is from RefSeq and is a predicted model, not a curated record. The transcript is spliced from 2 exons.
AUGACGGUGUCGAUAGAGAUGACCAUCAUGAUGGUGAUGAUAGAGGUGACGAUGACAAUGUUGAUAGUUCAUUUGUUGUAUGACGAGGAUAUACAGGACGCUAUUGUUGAACUUUAUAUAUAUUACAAUGAUAAAGAAGAUGAUGAAAAUUACGAUAGUGAUGAAGACGAUAUAGAUUACGAUGGUGAUGAAGAUGAUAGAGAUCAGGAUGAUGAUGAAGAUUAUAGAGAUGACGAUGGUGCUGUAGAUGAUAGAGAUGAGUAUGCUGAUGAAAAUGAUAGAGAAGAAAAUGAUUAUACAGAUGAGGAUGAAGAUAAUAAAGAUGAAGAUGGUGAUGAAGUUGAUAGAGAUUACAAUGGUGCUGUAGAUGGCAGAGGUGAGGAUGCGGAUGAAGAUGAUAGCGAUGAGGAUGAGGAUGAAGAUGAUAUUAAUAUGGAUGGUGAUGUGGAUGAUAGAGAUGACGAUGGUGAUGAAGGUGAUAGAGAUGACGAUGGUGAUGAAGCUGAUAGAGAUGAAAAUGGUGAUGAAGACGAUAAAGAUGAGGAUGAGGAUGAAGAUGUAUAA